Molecule: messenger RNA, 2870 nt
Organism: Camellia sinensis
Lineage: Eukaryota; Viridiplantae; Streptophyta; Magnoliopsida; Ericales; Theaceae
Product: protein MODIFIED TRANSPORT TO THE VACUOLE 1
Cellular component (GO): trans-Golgi network membrane
Molecular function (GO): phosphatidylinositol binding; ubiquitin binding
Source: RefSeq, a predicted model, not a curated record
GUCCCCAAUACUCGGAAGAAGAAGAAAGAAGAAGAAGAACAAGAAGCAGCUUCUCAAUUCAAACUACGCAAUUCCGACUGUUCCAACUUCAAAUAAUCAACCUCUGAGAUCAAUUACUCUUCAAUCCUGCAAUCAAUUUUUGAAUUUUGUAUUGAAUCUGUCAAUCAGCGUUGUGAGUUCUUCCAAUCAUUCGAUUUUUUUCUAGGGUUUCGAAUCGAAUUCGAGCUUGGUGGUGUGUUUUUGGAUUUUGUGGGGGGUUUAGAGAGACAUGGAUUCGAGCAGGAGAGCCGUUGAAUCGUACUGGCGAUCGCGGAUGAUCGAUGGUGCGACAUCGGACGAAGACAAAGUCACUCCUGUGUACAAAUUGGAGGAGAUUUGCGAGCUUCUUCGGUCUUCUCAUGUCAGUAUUGUCAAAGAAGUCUCUGAAUUUAUAUUCAAACGCCUUGAUCAUAAGAGCCCUAUUGUCAAACAGAAGGCUUUGAGGCUGAUCAAGUAUGCAGUGGGGAAGUCUGGUGUGGAGUUCAGGAGGGAAAUGCAAAGAAAUUCAGCAGCUGUGCGCCAGCUAUUUCACUACAAGGGCAAGUUGGAUCCUCUGAAGGGGGAUGCUUUAAAUAAGGCUGUGAGGGAGACAGCCCAUGAAGCAAUAUCUGCUAUAUUUUCUGGAGAUGACAAUAAGCCGGCCCCUGCAGAGGAUCUUAAUAAACGGAUAGAAGGUUUUGGGAAUACAAACUUUGAAAUGCCUUCGGAAGAUAAGAAAUCAUUUCUACGUGAGGUGGUUGGUAUUGGCAGUGCUACAAUAAAGCAUGGAUUGAGUAGUAUAACACAAGCCCAAUCACCGAAGAAGAAUGACACUGGAAGUUACAAGAGUCCUAAUCUUCGGAGGUCAUUGACUACAGAAAUUGACUUUUCAGAUAGUUAUGAUCGAGUUGAACACCAUAGUGAAAUGCAGAGCACUUCUCGGUUCUCAAAUAAUGUCAAUGCCAGACGUUGGGGUCAGGAUUUGAGUAUUAACCAGACAGAAACAACCAAUGGGGAUGACAGUUCAAGUUAUGCUGAGAAUAAGACUCGUGAGGAGAGGUUAUUGGAGACCAUUGUAACAUCCGGUGGUGUACGCCUACAACCCACUAGAGAUGCGCUUCAAGUUUUCCUUGUGGAGGCCUCAAAGUUGAAUGAAUUGGCUUUAAGUCAUGCCCUUGAAUCAAAACUCCAAUCUCCUUUGUGGCAGGUCCGGAUGAAAGCUGUCUGCGUUCUUGAGGCAAUUUUGAGGAAAAAUGAUGAUGACAGUUUUUCUAUCUUGGCGUCUUAUUUUAGUGAGAAUAAAGAUGCUGUCGUAAGAUGUUCUGAGUCUCCCCAAGCUUCUUUGAGGGAAAAGUCAAACAAGGUGUUAAACCUUCUGGGUGGAGAACAGACAUGCAGCAGAAUGGGUCAUCCAGAAAAGCCAAUAAAGUCUGAGAGUAGUACUGUUCAGAUGCCCGACUUAAUAGACACCAGUGGUCCUGAUGAUUCCAAUACUGCAGCAGAUUUUAUUAAAACGCAGAGUGACCAACACAUUCUGGAACAGAAGACAGCAACGGUCCCCAUAUUUGAUGAUUUAUUUGGAGACAGUUUAGGCACUGGUGUAAGUGCCAGUGAACAUAAAAAUGAUGAUGACCCAUUUGCUGAUGUCUCAUUUCACACCAAUGAUGAUAAAGAACACGUGUCUGAUAUUUUUUCUGGAAUGAACGUUGAUAAACCAGGGGCAAAUGAGGUCCAUAUGGCAGCAAAUGGAAAUGGAAAUGGACCUGAACCAUUUGAUAUUUUUGGGCCCAAUUUUGAAGGUCUGCAGCAGGAGGAAAAUCAUAAAAAAGAUGUUCAUGAUUUCAUGGCUGGUUUGUCAAUCAGUGAAAAUGCCUCAAUGACUCAACAGAAAGGGGCCUCCCCUGGGGCACAUUCUGAAACCAUCUUCUCAGACUCCACGAUGAAUCCCAAUCACCUGGUUUCUAACAAUGUUUUCAAUGGAAUACUUGAUGGUUCUCAAGAAGCGGGGAUGAAUGUGAAUCCUAUGUUUGCUUUGGGUCCUAUGGCAUAUAAUAUACCAUCUGGCUUAAUGUUCAGUCCUGCUUUUCCUUCUCAGCCAGUGAAUUAUGGUGCCGUGGGGAAUUUCUUGACACAGCAGCAGUUCUUAUCAACAAUAUCAAACUUCCAACAGGUGGGAAAUUUGCAAUCUCAAAAUACUGGUGUCAGUCAUGCUGCUGGAACUAAAGGAGUAUAUUCUUCACCUCUUCCUGAUAUUUUCAAUCCAAAUAUUCCAACCCGAACUCCCAGUUCUGUGAUGAACAGUUCAAAGAAAGAGGAUACCAAAGCAUUUGAUUUUAUCUCGGAUCAUUUGACAGCUGCUCGAGACCCAAAAAGGACCUCCUUUUGAGUUCACAUACUGUCAUAGUUAUGUUUGAAGCAGGUUUUUGCUUCUUCCAACCUACAAGGUUACUUAUUCUUUUACAAUAAUGUUCCAGCGCAGCGCAGAUCAGAUCUUAAUGAACGAAGUUCCCUCCAAAACUUCAUUGCAUUUGAUGAACUUGGGGGCUAUUGGUGUACUGGAAAUAAAUGAAUGAAAAAAGUUUUAUGGGCAUAUCCUUACGUAGCUAAAGCAUAGAAAAAUGAUAGAAUGUGGUUCUGCAGUUGGUUUUAAUUUUUAGAUUUUGUAAUCAGUUACCGGAGAAAUUUCUCGUCUUGAAACAAAUUUGUAGAGUUGCAUAUUUUGUCACUUCGUCUGGUUGGGCUACUUGUGAUAUGUCUCUUCAGCUGAGCUGUGUGCAUAAGAUGUGCCUUUAUGGAACAGUUGUUUUUCUCACAGAUUGUGAUUUCAAGUAAAUUUGUUUUCUUGAGCCCAA